This is a messenger RNA of Doryrhamphus excisus (bluestripe pipefish), 2251 nucleotides long. It is a transcript of the gene oafa, whose product is annotated as OAF homolog a (Drosophila). NCBI's taxonomy places the organism in Eukaryota, Metazoa, Chordata, Actinopteri, Syngnathiformes, Syngnathidae. The record is from RefSeq and is a predicted model, not a curated record.
UAUGUAAAAUAUGAUAGUGAUAGUUAAUUCUACAAUACUUCAAUUGAACACCCCCGCCCCAGUGAGCGUGGCUUACAGGUGUUAAUUUUCCCAUUGCCUUUAAAUGGGGCAGCAAUACUUGAGGCCUGGGAAUUCUGCCUCGCAACUUGUGACGUAAACCCGGAAGCAGAAUGUUAGCAAUUCCGUUGCUUUUAGCUAGCUAUCUUAAACACUAGCAAAGCAGCGUACAUGAAAUGCCAUUUUUGUUUUUGUAAAAUACAAAGUGUGUGGAGGGGUAUUAUUAGUUGAGAGUGCAGGAGGAGGAUCACAUGAGCGGCCUCCUUCUUCUUUGGGGGGGAUGGGCAGAGUGGUGAGAGGCUGGAGUGUGUUUGUGUGUGAGAAAGAGAGAGAGUGUGGAGUUUACUACGAGCACCAUGGCUUCACACACGCACGCUAAAAGUUUGUGCUGCUCGGAAGUGAACAAAGUGGUCUAAUAUGAACGCCAAGCUGUGGGAACGGCACUUAUCGGAAGCGAAAGACUCAGCGGAAGAAAAGGGAAAUGGUCCCAAGUGAAGUGCAGUGAUUGAGGAACGUUGCGUUCACGGACUAUGCGAGGAUACCGCUGAGGCGAUAUGAACGCAGACAUUCGGGGUUGCUCCUCGAAUCUUCCUCGCUUGCCUCCGCUUCUGUGUCUUCGGGGAUGUGUGCGAGUUGCCUCCGUGCUGCUUCGGUUCGGUCCGUCCUGACGGUCCGUUUCUGCGUCCCGCUGCUGCUCCUCUGCGCCCUGGGACUGUGCUCCGAGCUGAGGGUUCGAGUCCGGCUAGCCGACGGACUGGUGACCGACGAGGUCUUGGAGGCGGACAGCGAGAGAGAUGCGAUAUCUGUGGAGUUCAAGCAAGGAGAUGGGACCCUCGUCACCUUUGUGGCGGACUUCAAACAGGAAGUGAAGAUAUUCCGAUCGCUAAUCCUGGGCGAGCUGGAAAGAGGGCAGAACCAGUACCAAGCCCUGUGCUUCAUCUCUCGCCUCAACCGCAAUGAGAUCAUCCCCAGCGAGUCCAUGGCCCGCCUCAGACAGAAAAACCCUCAUGCCAUUCGCUUGGCGGAGGAGCGGCGAGGCCUGGAGCAGCUGACCAUGACCACCUCGGUCAAUCUGAGUCGAGCGUGGCAGCUGAGCAGCCACAUCCACAACAUGUGCAGCGAGGCCCGAGAGGCCAUCUACACCAGGGAGGCUGAUGUCAAGCACUGGCUGGACAAAGGCGUGGACGGCUCCGCAUUUGAGGUGCUACCCCACACCACCCAGGCGCCCCACUUCCAGGCCUGUCACGCCACUAAGGACAUGUGGGAGCCAUGUCUUUGCACAUACAGCCUACGUCUGGAGUGGUAUCCAUGUCUCCUCAAGUACUGCCGCAACCGGGACAAUACGGGCAAAGGCUCCACCUACAAGUGCGGCAUCAAGAGCUGCAGCAAGGGCUAUCACUUCACCUACUACGUCCCCCAAAAACAGCUCUGUCUAUGGGACGAGGAGACCUAGUACUGGGCCUCAUUUUGUUUUCUUGGAGUGGAUGAGUUGACGCUGGGGAAGAAUUGAGACAAAAACAUCACUGUGAUUUAAAGUGAAGUGGCCUUUAUAUCUGAAGAGGACGCCAGCUAAGGAUCCUCAUCCAGCUCACAGACAAAGACAAUGCUUCCCAAUGCUGGAUUUAUUUAUUUUGCUCGACUACAGACUGUUUUAAAACUUUCUUAUGAAUAUCUUUUUUUUUUGCAUCGAAGCAUGUGCUUCAUACACCACAUCUCCUCAAACAAUAGGAUCCCACAGCACAUCCGCUUUGUGUGUCUCAACCGUGUUGUUUUUGUUUUCCAGCAAUCACAUGCUCAGCCUGAUUGCGUCAAAUAAACCAAAGUCAAAGCAACAGUUGAAAAAGAUGCAAUUCAGACAUUGCUCAGUGAUGGCACUCUUUUAACCACUAUCCUGCCAUCUGGUGGUGUACUUUUAACAUUUCUCUGCUCUGUUAAACGUCAACUGUUCUUUAAUUUAUGCAGCUCAAACCCAUGAUCCUUAUGACAUUAUUCAAGGCGCACUUCCUGAACAUGCGGGACCAAAUAGAGCAGUGUUUACUCUACCAAUAUGGCCUUUUCAGCUCUGUUGAGCAAGUGCCUCCAUGUUCCCCCCGCCCUUAUUUUGACUACAAUGUACAGAUUUGCUAUAUGAGGAGGAAAUGAAGCGAUGUGCCAUUCAAGAGUCGUCUCAAUAAAGUUUUUAAUUUGCACUGCA